Messenger RNA from Esox lucius (northern pike), 2382 nucleotides. It is a transcript of the gene nup42, whose product is annotated as nucleoporin 42. Bases 136 to 1500 code for a protein of 454 amino acids. NCBI's taxonomy places the organism in Eukaryota, Metazoa, Chordata, Actinopteri, Esociformes, Esocidae. Gene Ontology annotation, molecular function: nuclear export signal receptor activity; metal ion binding. The record is from RefSeq and is a predicted model, not a curated record. The transcript is spliced from 7 exons. Gene Ontology annotation, cellular component: nuclear envelope.
GUCUGCGACACUUUCGUUCGGCAAUUUUAAAAUGGCGUAAUUUGAAUAAAAACAAUGCGCACUACACGACGUAUUGUGGAAAUUCGAGAAUUUUGUUGAAUUAAUUACACCGACAACUGUAAAUCUUGCCAUACGAUGACGGUGUGCAACUUUUGGAUGCAAGGCCGUUGUCGAUAUGGCGACAAGUGUUGGAAUGAGCACCCGAGAGGAGGCGGAGGCGGUACAGGAGGUAGAAGUGGCGGCGGUGGAGAAUACAACAGCCGUCCACCCCAGCAGUCCAACAGAGGAGGAGGGGGCAGUGGAGGAGGAUUUGGGAACAGAGUUUGGGUAAACCCGGCCCAGAAGUCUGGAGGAAACUAUGUCCAGCCUUCUUCCUUCUCCCAGAUUCAGGUUGGGGAUGUCUGGGACCGCGGAGGAAAUGAAGGGGGUGGAGGAGAAAACAGCUGGGGCCGUGGGGGUGGAGGAAGAGACAACCAAGUCAAGAGUUCCAACUUCAGUUUCGCUGCCUCCUCUCCAAACCAAAACAGAUUCUCUGUCCUGAGUCCCCAGAGAAGCUUUGACAAGGCUGGGAGAGGAGGGGCAGGGGAUGACAAUGAGAAACACCUGGAGACCAUUCAGAAGGACAUGGAGAUCUGGGAGACAUCGGGCCAGUGGGUGCUGUCCUGUUACUCUGUCCUCAAGGCCACCAUCUCAGGGUUUACCGAGCUCUGCCCCGAGGAGCUGAGACUGGAGUAUUAUAACACCAAGGCCUCUGGAGACCUGCAGGGUUAUGCCAGUGCAGUCAAUCAGCUGGUCAACCAGUGGAGGAGCAGAGUCCAAGAGUUGAGGGCUAUGAACGGACCGACUCGAGCAGCUAUGCUUGCAGAGCUGGACAACCCUGCCCCUCAGGCAGCUUCUGGGAGUUUCGGGUCAACACCUGUGACCGGCUUUGGGUCCUCAGCACCAACUGUCUUUGAAAUAGAUAGCAGAGCUCCGACCCCAGCCCAGAACACCACGAGCACCUUCAGCUUCGCCGCCCCGACUACAGGAGUCUUCGUUUCUGCUUCUCCCCAGCCUGCUCCGACCAGUUUCAGUAGUGCUGGUGUGCCUGCUUUCGGUGCUACAGCCUCUACUUCCGCCCCUUCAGCGGCAGGGUUCUCCUUUGCGGCCCCAGCUGUCAGCAAGGACUCGUCUACGACCGGUUUUGGAGCUUCUAGUUUGGGAGCUUCUGUUUCUGCUUCAGGGUUUAGCUUCGCCUCGACUGCCACAAGUGGAGCAGGAGGAUUUGGGGGGGGGGGGUUUGCGGGUGCAGCGCCGGUAGCUGUGAGUGGUUUUGGAAAGGCAAGCGGAGGGUUUGGCUUUAUGGCAGUGGAGACGGCUGUGACUGGGGGGGCAGUGGGCGGUCUCUUCACCCCUCAGAGCGAGUUGACUGCAGAUGAGCUGAAGGAGUUUGAGAGCAAGAGGUUCACCCUGGGGCAGAUCCCCCUGAGGCCUCCACCGGCUGGGAUGCUGGUGGUGUGAACACCUCACAUGGACCCCGCUAACUGCAUAAGAAGGCCUGAGGUGUGAAGCUCUGUUGAAAGUAAACUUGGUUGACUCAUAGUGUGUGUUCCUUAAUAGUCUGAACAGACACUCACCCACCAGAUGGUAGUUUGGUUUUGGUGAUAUAUCUCUGUGUAGAACAGACAAAUAUGUACUUUUGUCUGUUCUAGAACGUUCUGUUAAAAUGUGUUGUUUAGUACACAUUGUUCCAGAACGUAUCAAAUGUUAAAGCAAAAUGAACUUCUCUAGUGAAGAAACAGCUGGACUGGUGAAAGUAAAUAACCCAAUUUUCUCACAUUUACCACAUCUUGCAAAUUUCUUAAUGAGACAAUCACUGAUCCAACAAGGCUUCUUUAUGCUCAUUAAAGUAAUUGGUCAGGCUUUACCAUUUCAGGUUUUGGUCCUCUUUGCUCUUGGAUUAAACAUGUUUUAAUUAUUAAACAUACUGUGUCAUGUUACAACCAAGAAUUGACUGACGCCAUGUAAGGUUCAAAUGUUGCCUUUAAAUUGUGGGGUCGCAACCCCUUUCAGCAACUCCUCUGGCUGCCACUAGUCUCAAUUACACAUUUCCUCUAUCAUCACACCUUCUCAGCCGCUGAUUAAAAACGUUUUCUUCAGUAUCUCAUUUAAAGGACUGCUGGGAUUUAAAACCUUGCCUUAUUUAAAUGAUAAGAAGUUUAGUUCAACUGCAUGAAAUAGCUUGUAAGGAAAAUGUAAGUGGUGUAAAAAAGAAGGGCCAAUUCUUAAUAACACUUAGGCAUUAUCUACUAUUCGGAUAAGAUUUGUGGGGGGGCAUCUAACCCCAUGAGGGGGCAUCUUACCCCAGUAGCUGGACAUUUUUUCCCUUUCCUAAAUUUUUUU